AUGACGCCUGGCUCUGCAGCCAAAGGUGGGGAACAAUAUUUGCUUGGCGUCGGAAAAGUCUUGUUCCUCCAAAUCCUGUCCAUCACUGAGCAUCGGAGAGGAGAGAAGCUGUUUGUCACAGAAGGAAGUGGUUUGUUUCUAUUCAUGGCGAACCAUUAUGAAGCCUUGGGCUUGGGUCAUCGCCAAUUUGACGGAAGUUUGACAGCUCAAGACAUCAAGCAGGCAUAUCGCAAAGCUUUGCUCGAGCAUCAUCCGGACAAGGUGCAGACUGGAGACGCAUCUCGAACCGUGGAUUCCAUCACUGUCGCCUACAAAACUCUGUCCGAGCCUGAGGCCAAGGUAGAUUACGAUCGUGAACUACGUUUGCAGCAUGCGCGCAACAAAGGCGACAACAAGAUCUUCCACACCGGACUUGACAUUGUAGAUCUGGAUGAUUUGGACUACGAUGAGAAGACUGGUGAGUGGUGGAGAGGCUGUAGAUGUGGCCAGGACCGUGGUUUUGUCAUUACCGAAGACGAGCUGGAGAACGAGUCGCGCUACGGAGAACUCAUCACGGGCUGCAAGGGUUGCAGUCUGUGGCUCAAAGUCUUGUUCGGGGUUGAGGACGAAGAACAAGACGUCAAAAGCGUUGCUUGA
This is a messenger RNA of Aureobasidium musti, 636 nucleotides long. NCBI's taxonomy places the organism in Eukaryota, Fungi, Ascomycota, Dothideomycetes, Dothideales, Saccotheciaceae. The record is from the annotation of a GenBank genome assembly.